Messenger RNA from Brassica rapa (field mustard), 2234 nucleotides. Its product is annotated as sugar transporter ERD6-like 8. Gene Ontology annotation, cellular component: membrane. Gene Ontology annotation, biological process: carbohydrate transport; transmembrane transport. The record is from RefSeq and is a predicted model, not a curated record. Lineage: Eukaryota; Viridiplantae; Streptophyta; Magnoliopsida; Brassicales; Brassicaceae. Gene Ontology annotation, molecular function: sugar transmembrane transporter activity.
GUUAUACUCAACAACAUGCAUGGAUUAUUUUACUUUUUGUUUUCAGAAAACUACAAACCAUGCAUGUUACCAACCCCAGUCAUACAGUGCAUGAGUGUACAGAAUAUUUUGUAAUUAUUAUUUUUUUUAAUAAAUGAAUUGUUAUAUUAUGAAUGUUAUAAGUUUUAAAAGUUUCUAGCUAACUCGGAAUGAUCGUAAGUAAGUACUUCAGAAUUCAGUCAACCAACACUAAAUUGUGGAUAACCUCAACAAAAUCUUCUUUUUGGAUAAGAUAACCUCAACACAAUCUAUAUAUGAGACUGCAUUGGACUUUUUUUUUUUUGAGAAAACUGCAUUGGACUUUCAUAAUCUAUAGUAGUAGUACGUAACAUUUUGAACUGCAUUGAAACUUUCAUAGUAUACAAAAUAAACUAAUGCAAAUUGUCUAAUUUGUCCAAAAUUAUCGAUCAUCUUUUGUGUUUUAGCUAAGCCAGCCAGCUAUUGUUCAUGUUCAAUAUAUACAGAUAUUAUUCUUUUUUGGUCAAAGGCACAAUAUAUACAGAUAUAUAUGUCUAUAUAUAGGGUUAAUUAUAUAUAUCAAACUCAGAACAAAACAAAGUUUAAGGUCUAAAAUUACGGUGGCUUCUAAGCUCUCCUCUCAUCCGUUGAGUUAUAUAUCCCUACAAAGAAAAACUACGUUUCUUUCACAUGUUCUACAAAUAAAUUGAUACGUAUUGUUCGUUGACUUGAAAGGGUAACUAAGAAGAAAAUGGCAAGAAGAGAAGACGAUAUGGAGAAAGUGAAAGACAAAUCUGAGCCGUUGCUGCUUCCGGAGAAUGGAUCCGACGUCUCAGAAGAAGAAGGAGCGUCGUGGAUGGUUUGUCUAAGCACAUUCAUUGCCGUUUGUGGUUCCUACGAGUUUGGAACCUGCGUGGGGUAUUCCGCUCCGACCCAGUUCGGGAUAAUGGAAGAACUUAAUUUAUCAUAUUCCCAGUUUUCAGUUUUCGGAUCUAUAUUGAAUGUGGGAGCAGUUCUUGGCGCUAUAACAUCGGGAAAGAUCUCUGAUUUCAUCGGUCGGAAAGGGGCCAUGAGGUUGUCUUCGGUGAUCUCUGCCAUCGGCUGGAUGAUUAUAUAUUUCUCCAAGGGUGACAUACCUUUGGACUUCGGUAGAUUUCUCACGGGUUAUGGUUGCGGUACCCUUUCGUAUGUGGUUCCGGUUUUCAUCGCCGAAAUUAGUCCGAGAAAACUACGAGGAGCAUUGGCUACGCUUAACCAGCUCUUUUUAGUAAUCGGAUUGGCUUCCAUGUUCCUCAUAGGUGCCGUCAUAAACUGGAGAGCUCUUGCACUAACUGGAGUUGUACCGUGUGUGAUUCUAUUUUUUGGGACUUGGUUCAUUCCCGAAUCACCUAGAUGGCUGGAAAUGGUUGGCCGCCACCGCGAUUUCGAAAUUGCGUUGCAAAAACUGAGGGGUCCUAACGCCAAUAUCGCAAGAGAAGCCGAUGAAAUCAAAGAGUACUUAGCGACUAUAGCGCACCUUCCGAAAACCACACUACUAGACCUUAUUGACAAAAAGAACAUACGUUUUGUCAUUGUUGGAGUUGGUUUAAUGUUUUUCCAACAAUUCGUUGGAAUAAAUGGGGUUAUCUUCUAUGCACAGCAAAUUUUUGUAUCAGCAGGAGCAUCUCCAACUCUUGGAAGCAUUCUAUACUCGAUCGAACAAGUCAUUCUUACAGCUCUAGGCGCAACGUUACUAAUUGAUCGGCUUGGACGAAGACCACUUCUUCUUGCUUCAGCUGUGGGGAUGCUGAUUGGAUGUUUGCUCAUCGGAAAUUCAUUUCUUCUAAAGGCCCAUGGUUUAGCACUUGAUAUCAUUCCGGCCCUAGCAGUUAGCGGUGUCUUGGUCUAUAUCGGUUCAUUUUCGAUUGGAAUGGGUGCAAUCCCAUGGGUUAUAAUGUCUGAGAUAUUCCCAAUAAAUUUGAAAGGAACUGCUGGAGGACUUGUCACUGUUGUGAAUUGGCUUAGUUCGUGGUUUGUUUCCUUAACGUUCAACUUUCUCAUGAUCUGGAGCCCUCAUGGUGCAUUUUAUGUCUAUGGUGGGGUUUGUGUAUUGGCCAUUAUCUUCAUAGCAAAACUUGUUCCUGAAACCAAAGGCAAGACCUUGGAAGAGAUUCAAGCAAUGAUGAUGUAAAUUAUUAAAUUUCAAUAUGUAUUAAGUUAUACCAAUAUCUGCAUGCAAAUGCAUUUUAUUUUCAAUG